Epithele typhae is the source of this 906-nucleotide messenger RNA. Its product is annotated as GTP cyclohydrolase I. The coding region runs from base 1 to 906 and encodes 301 amino acids. Gene Ontology annotation, cellular component: cytoplasm. The record is from RefSeq and is a predicted model, not a curated record. Gene Ontology annotation, biological process: tetrahydrofolate biosynthetic process; tetrahydrobiopterin biosynthetic process. Lineage: Eukaryota; Fungi; Basidiomycota; Agaricomycetes; Polyporales; Epitheliaceae. The transcript has 5 exons. Gene Ontology annotation, molecular function: GTP binding; zinc ion binding; GTP cyclohydrolase I activity.
AUGUCCCUCGACGACCCCGCCAGCCAGAACCACCUCUCCGAGAGUCUGGAAAGGCUCAAGGUCGCCCAGGACGCUCGCGACGUCAUCCCUGAGGAGGAGGACCACCCCGCACUCAACGGCCACGACCCCGAGCCCCCGCACUCCCCCGCUGGCUCCUCCACCCAGCCCCAUCCGAGCCAGCAGCUGAGGCGCGAAGGCUACGGAUUCCGUCCGUCCGGCAUCUCCACCCCGCUCUACACCUCCAAGGCGGUCGUCCGCGGCAGCACCCCCCUCGUUGACUCGAACGGACUCGGAUGGCCUGCGAAGUCCACCCAUCUCCGCCUUAAUGCGACCGCAGAAGAGCGGGCCGAGCGCGAGAAGAAGAUGUCCGCCGCCGUCCGCACCAUCCUCGAGUGCAUUGGCGAAGAUCCGGACAGAGAAGGCCUCCUCAAGACCCCGGAUCGCUACGCGAAGGCCCUCCUCUGGAUGACGCGCGGGUACGAGGAGCGGCUCGCGGACAUCAUCAACGACGCCGUCUUCGAGGAGGACCACGACGAGAUGGUGCUCGUGCGCGACAUCGACGUCUCCAGUCUCUGCGAGCAUCACCUCGUGCCUUUCACCGGCAAGAUUGCGAUAGCCUACAUCCCAAACAAGCUCGUCCUCGGCCUCUCGAAGCUCGCGCGGAUAGCCGAGACGUUUGGUCGCCGGCUCCAAGUCCAGGAGCGCCUCACCAAGCAGGUCGCCCUCGCCGUCCAGGAGGCCAUCCACCCCCGCGGCGUCGCCGUCGUAAUGGAAGCGACGCACAUGUGCAUGACCAUGCGCGGCGUGCAGAAACCGGGCGCGGUCACCGUCACGUCCUGCAUGCUCGGCUGCUUCCGCACGCAGCAAAAGACCCGCGAGGAGUUCCUCACCCUCAUCAGACGGUAG